AUGAGCGAGGCGGCCGCCUCCUCCCAGGGGCCCUCCACGCCCCGCCGGGGACCCCCCAAGUUCAAGCAGAGGCAGACGCGCCAGUUCAAGAGCAAGCCGCCCAAGAGAGGGGUCAAAGGGUUCGGCGACGACAUUCCCGGCAUGGAGGGGCUCGGGACAGACAUCACCGUCAUCUGCCCGUGGGAGGCGUUCAGCCACCUGGAGCUGCACGAGCUGGCGCAGUUCGGCAUCAUCUGAGCCGCCCGGAGGCGCGGGCCCCGCCCCCCUCCGACACCGACCAAUCAGACCGCGCCCCUCGACAACAACGACCAA
Molecule: messenger RNA, 312 nt
Organism: Ornithorhynchus anatinus (platypus)
Lineage: Eukaryota; Metazoa; Chordata; Mammalia; Monotremata; Ornithorhynchidae
Product: retinal cone rhodopsin-sensitive cGMP 3',5'-cyclic phosphodiesterase subunit gamma
Exons: 3
Coding region: 1-237 (78 amino acids)
Biological process (GO): visual perception; positive regulation of epidermal growth factor receptor signaling pathway; positive regulation of G protein-coupled receptor signaling pathway
Cellular component (GO): photoreceptor outer segment membrane
Molecular function (GO): cGMP binding; 3',5'-cyclic-nucleotide phosphodiesterase activity
Source: RefSeq, a predicted model, not a curated record